UUUAGGAGAGAGGCUGAGGAGCUGGGGGAGCCUGCAGGGUGUCCCUCACCCAGGGAAGGAGUGUGGGGCUGUGAGCCUGCAGGUCAUCACUGCUACCCAGCCCCUCCUGGCAUCUCUGUCUGCACAGCAGGGAACGAUGGUGAGGCGCCUGGUUCCCCGUCUGCCUGCCCUCCCUGUCUGCCUCGCCGUGGUCCAGCUGCUCAGCCCCUGCUCAGCUCAGUUUGCUGUGGUUGGACCCCCCGAGCCCAUCCUGGCCAUGGUGGGUGAAGACGCUGAGCUGCCCUGUCACCUGUCCCCGGAGAUGAGCGCUGAGACCAUGGAGCUGAUGUGGGUGCGACCCAGCCCCAGGCAGGUAGUGCACACGUACGCACACGGGCAGGAGGACACGCCGGCAGCAGAGUAUCGAGGGAGAACUUCGAUUUUACGAGAGGACAUCACUGCAGGGAAGGCUGCUCUCCGGAUUCGGGAUAUCAGAGCCUCUGACAGAGGAACCUACCUGUGUUAUUUCCAAGAUGGAGACUUCUCUGAAAAUGCCCUGGUGCAGCUGAAGGUUGCAGCACUGGGCUCUGACCCCCACGUUGAAAUGAAGGGGUACGAGGCUGGAGGGAUCCGUGUGGAGUGCACGUCUGCCGGCUGGUACCCGCAGCCCCAGAUCCAGUGGAGAGACGCCAGGGGACACAGCUUGUCUGCUGAGGUGGCCACAGAGGCUGCAGACCCCCAGGGCCUUUAUACAGCCUCAGCCUCUGUGAUCCUGGAGGACAGCUCUGGGGAGGGGGUCUCCUGUGUCAUCAGAAACCCCCUGCUGGGCCAGGAAAGGUCAUCAGCCAGGGUUUCCAUAGCAGGCCCCUUCUUCCGGAUCACGCAGCCCUGGGUGGUGACCCUGGGCGUGACCCUGCCGGCUCUGUUGGGGCUCCUGGCUGGGGCGGGCUACUUCCUGUGGCGACAGCAGAAGAAGAUCCAGGACCUGUCCCAGGAGAAGGAGAGGGAGCGAGCGGAGAAAGCAGCAGCUCAGGAGGAGAAAGAAGCAGCUAAGAGGGAGAAAGCAGUAGCGCAGGCGGAGAAAGAAGCAGCUCAGGCCAAGGAGCAGCGGGAGCGAGGCGCCAAAGGAUUUUCUUUUCCUGCUUAUUUCCAGAGAAACUUCAGGACAAACUCAGGUGGACAAACAUCCCGUACCUACCACGUGAGGAGCGGUCUCAGGGCCUAUGCAGAGUGUAAGACGGCCCUCUUCCAGCCUGCGGAUGUGUUUCUGGACCCAGACACUGCGCACCCCACCCUCCUGGUUUCUGGGGACAAGAGGAGCCUGCAGCGGGCAGAGGAAUGGCAGGACCUGCCAGAAAACCCGAAGAGAUUUGAAUGGGAGUCCUGUGUGCUGGGCUGUGAGAGCUUCACGUCAGGGAGACACUUCUGGGAGGUGGAGGUGGGGGACAGAGAAGAAUGGCGUGUUGGGAUGUGCAGGGAGAGUGUGAGCAGAAAAGCUAGCGGUGAAAUGGUCCCUGCAAAUGGAUUCUGGACAGUGGGGCUGAAUCCUGGGAAGUACUACUGGGCUCUCACAGACCCACAGACCAGACUGACCAACGUGAGCCCCCCUGAGAGGGUGGGGAUUUUCCUGGACUGUGAGCUGGGGGAGGUCUCGUUCUACAAUGCCCUCGACGGGUCUCACAUCUUCACCUUCCCACACACCCGCUUCUCUGGGCCUCUGAGGCCUGUUUUCUGGAUUUUGACAGAUGAUCCCACUCCCUUGACCAUUUGCCCAGCACAGAAAGCAGUGAGGAGGUCCCUCGUGAUUGUCCCAAAGGCUGACCCUUCCCUGGAGACCCCAGUGGCCCUGGCAUCAGCUGGAGGGAAUGGGGACCCUCAGGCUGAAGAAACUUCUCUGCUUCUGGCUGCCCUGCCUGGAGCUGAGGGCCUCCUGAACAGCAAAAUGUCUCAGUGAGAAAA
Messenger RNA from Phyllostomus hastatus (greater spear-nosed bat), 1938 nucleotides. RefSeq names its product butyrophilin subfamily 3 member A1-like. NCBI's taxonomy places the organism in Eukaryota, Metazoa, Chordata, Mammalia, Chiroptera, Phyllostomidae. Gene Ontology annotation, cellular component: external side of plasma membrane. The coding region runs from base 137 to 1933 and encodes 598 amino acids. Gene Ontology annotation, biological process: regulation of cytokine production; T cell receptor signaling pathway. The record is from RefSeq and is a predicted model, not a curated record. Gene Ontology annotation, molecular function: signaling receptor binding. The transcript has 10 exons.